Ipomoea triloba (trilobed morning glory) is the source of this 636-nucleotide messenger RNA. Its product is annotated as auxin-responsive protein SAUR68-like. The transcript has a single exon. Bases 85 to 519 code for a protein of 144 amino acids. Gene Ontology annotation, biological process: response to auxin. The record is from RefSeq and is a predicted model, not a curated record. NCBI's taxonomy places the organism in Eukaryota, Viridiplantae, Streptophyta, Magnoliopsida, Solanales, Convolvulaceae.
UCAACACCUCCAAUUUUUCCCAGCCGAUAUCUACUGAUCUUGUUGGCUUCCAUUAUAUUUCUCUCAAAUUCCUAGUUUAAUAUAAUGAUCAGUAACAAGAAGCUCAUCAAGUUGGUGAAAAGAUGGCAGAAAUUUGUUGUCAUCCGAAGAAAGAGGAUUUCACUUCCAAGACUAAAUGAUGAUGCAGAUAGCUGUAGUACUUCCUCUGCAGUUAGCAAGGGUCAUUUUGCUAUCUACACAGCUGAUCAGAACCGGUUUGUUGUCCCUCUAUCUUAUCUCGAGAAUGAUAUUAUUAUGCAACUCUUGAACUUGUCGGAAGAAGAAUUUGGACUUCCAAGCAAUGGGCCUAUUACACUACCAUGUGAUGCAGUGUUCAUGAACUACAUCAUUUCACUUCUUAGCCGAGGCUUAUCCAGAGAACACGAGAAUGCAUUGCUUAUCUCAGUUACUUCAUCCCGGUGUUCAUCAGCUUCACUGAACCAUGAAGGGUGGAGAAAUCAGGAAAUACUAGUUUGUUGACAGAUAGAAUUAACUAUUUUUAGUAUACUUAGAAAGUUUAGAAUUCAAAUGUAACUAAACUCAUAGACUUCACAUUUCAAGAAGUUUGCUUUUUAUAUCAGAUUGCCUACCUCCUCA